AUCAUCAAACAGCGUUUGCUAGCAACAAAGUUCAGUUAAAAUUUAAAUCUUCAAAGAAAAUAAACUACAAAACUAAGAUGGGUUGCAAGGCUUGUGGAACCAACUGCCAGUGCUCGGCCACCAAGUGUGGCGACAACUGUGCCUGCAGCCAGCAGUGCCAGUGCUCCUGCAAGAAUGGACCCAAGGACAAGUGCUGUGCCAACAAGAACUAGGAUUGGAUAUCAUCAGACAAUAAUAUCACGCCUAAUAUCAAUAUCAUCCCUAAAAUAUCAUAAACCUUCUAAUAUCCUAAUUAUAAAUAUAUAAAUA
Molecule: messenger RNA, 309 nt
Organism: Drosophila serrata
Lineage: Eukaryota; Metazoa; Arthropoda; Insecta; Diptera; Drosophilidae
Gene: MtnD
Product: Metallothionein D
Molecular function (GO): metal ion binding
Source: RefSeq, a predicted model, not a curated record